AUGACGAGCAGGGCCGGGGAGGCAGGGGAGGGGGCGCCUCGGCCGGACCCUCACGCCCGCCCCCCCGCAGGGAUCCGGCUGCACUUCCACAGCCUGAUCAAGGGCCUGACCGCCCAGGCCGCCUCCAAGGCCCAGCUGGGGCUCGGGCACAGCUACUCCCGCGCCAAAGUGAAGUUCAACGUCAACCGGGUGGACAACAUGAUCAUCCAGUCCAUCAGCCUCUUGGACCAGCUGGACAAGGACAUCAACACCUUCUCCAUGCGGGUCAGAGAGUGGUACGGCUAUCACUUUCCAGAGCUGAUCAAGAUCGUGAGUGACAACUAUACCUACUGCCGCUUGGCCAAACUGAUUGGGAAUCGCAAGGAACUGAGCGAGGAGAGCCUGGAGGGGCUGGAGGAAAUUGUCAUGGACAGCGCCAAGGCUCAAGCUAUCCUGGACGCUUCCCGCUCUUCGAUGGGAAUGGACAUUUCCCCCAUUGAUCUCAUUAACAUUGAGAGCUUCUCCAGGCGGGUGAUCUCCCUCUCUGAGUAUCGCAAAGGUCUGCAGGAGUAUCUCCGCUCCAAAAUGAACCAGGUGGCUCCUAGCCUGUCAGCCUUAAUUGGAGAAGUGGUGGGAGCUCGUCUCAUCUCCCAUGCGGGCAGCUUGACCAACCUGGCCAAGUAUCCAGCCUCAACAGUCCAGAUCCUGGGAGCAGAGAAGGCCCUCUUCAGGGCCCUGAAGACCCGGGGGAACACUCCCAAAUACGGCUUGAUAUUCCAUUCUACCUUCAUUGGGCGAGCAGCGGCCAAGAACAAGGGGCGCAUCUCCCGCUACCUGGCCAACAAGUGCACCAUUGCAUCCCGCAUCGACUGCUUCUCAGAAGUCCCAACCUCUGUCUUUGGAGACAAGUUGCGAGAACAGGUAGAAGAACGCCUGGCCUUCUAUGAAACCGGGGAGACCCCCCGCAAGAACCUGGACGUCAUGAAAGAAGCUGUCGUGGAGGCAUCUGAAGUAGCAGCUGAAAUGAAAAGGAAGUUGGAGAAGAAGCAAAAGAAGAAACUGAAGCAGGAGAAACGGCGCCAGGAGGCUCUGGCAGCAGCUGCAAAAGCAGCAGAAAUGCAGAACUCCGUCCUUGAGUCUCCAGGAGAGGAAAACAAGGCUGAGCCCAAGAAGAAGAAAAGGAAGCCCCAAGAGGUAGAGCCAGAGCCUGCUGACAAUGGCCUGGCAGAGGAAGCGCCCUUGCCGAAGAAGAAGCGGCGCCAGCAGCAGCCGGCUGCUGCAGAGCAGCCCCCCGCCAAGGGGAAGAGGACGAAAAAGAAAAAAGCCAGGACGGAAGAGGAGGAAGACUAGCGUGCAGUGCGGAGGAGUCCAGCCUGAGGCUGAGGCCGUCCAGUUUUGCUUGUUUAAACCACGUUCUGUGGUAUCUUUUUCCACAGUCCUGUACUUUCAAGGCAACCAGAUUGGAGGCCACGAACUGGAAUCUGGCGCAAGGCGUCUGGUCUCGGCACCAGGGCUUCAUUGCUCCGAGGGCCCGAGGCAGCUGCUCAUGGGCCGGGCGUCUUCUGAAAGGCAGAGGGAAGCGCUCAGCAGCUCCGGGCGGGCUCCUUGGAGAAGCAGGCCAGCCAUGACCACCCGAGAGGCCUCUGCGCUGCCCCCUCAGUGGGGGACGGGGGCCAGCAGAAGCUGCUUCCGCUGCAGAAGGACUAUACACCUGAACUGUCCUCCGCCUGCCAGAAAUAAUAAAAGCAUACUACUUUUUCCUAUAGCA
Molecule: messenger RNA, 1747 nt
Organism: Python bivittatus (Burmese python)
Lineage: Eukaryota; Metazoa; Chordata; Lepidosauria; Squamata; Pythonidae
Source: RefSeq, a predicted model, not a curated record